GUUAUUGCAUUCAGAGCAGGCGGUGCCUGUGGUGGAAAGUUUAAAAGAGAACGUGUGUCCUCUUGUCCCUCAGCAGAAGCAUCAAUCAACAUGAUCCCCAUUGUGCUGGCCUCAGUGCUCAUUGCUGGCGCCCUUGGGUGUGGCAAACCACCCAUUCCUCCUCUGACGUCCCGUGUGGUCAACGGAGUCGAUGCCAGGCCUCACAGCUGGCCCUGGCAGAUCUCCCUGCAGUAUGAGAAGGACGGUGCGUGGAGACACACUUGCGGGGGAUCGCUGAUUGCUGCCAACUGGGUCAUGACUGCUGCUCACUGCAUUAACACUCAGUUCUCCUACAGGGUGUUUGUGGGCAAAUACAACCUGGUCGAGGAAGAGGCCGGCUCCCAGGCUGUCCUGCCUGAGAAGAUUAUUGUCCAUGAGAAAUGGAACCCCAUCUUUGUGGCCUUCGGUAAUGACAUCGCCCUGAUCAAACUAUCAGAGUCUGUGACUUUGAGCGACCAGGUGCAGUUGGCAUGUAUCCCCCCAGCUGGCACUGUCCUCUCCAACCUCUACCCCUGCUACAUCACUGGGUGGGGAAGGCUGUACACCGGAGGCCCCAUAGCUGAUAAGCUGCAGCAAGCUUUGAUGCCUGUGGCAGACUAUGCCACCUGCUCCCAACCUGACUGGUGGGGUAUCGCUGUAAGGACCACCAUGGUGUGUGCCGGUGGGGAUGGAGUUGUGGCUGGAUGCAACGGUGACUCUGGUGGGCCUCUGAACUGUCAGAACGCUGAGGGUGUCUGGGAGGUUCACGGUAUUGCAAGCUUUGUCUCUGGCCUUGGCUGCAACUUUGUGAAGAAACCCACCGUCUUCACCAGAGUCUCUGCUUUCAAUGAUUGGAUUGACCAGGUUAUGAUGAACAACUAAGGAAGAUGGCAUGUCAAUAAAAGUAAAACAAACAAACAAAAAAAAACAGCAAACUGCAUCUAUUUUGCUUGUUAUUGUUUCAAUACCCAUUACAUUAGUGCAAACUCAGGUCUGAAAAACUUACAUCCAAAUGAAAAAAUAAAGAAUACUAACAACAACAACAACAACAACAACAACAACAACAACUGGGCAGCAAAUGAUUUGACCCUGUCCUCAAAGGUUUGCUAGAAAUGGAAACAAUGUCACCAGUCGUCCAGCAGGUGUCCUCAUACACUCUUAAUAGGUUAAAUUGGUUCUGACAGCUUUCAAAAGCAGAGUUCUGUGCAGCAUAGCCAUUGUUUCUGCCAUGCACAAACACAACAACUACAAGACAUCUCCCUCAAAUAGCUCACAAUAACCAGGCAAAUAUUUCAGGAAAAAAAAGGCCCAAUGAUAUUUCAAAUAAGAAGUUUCAUACUGAGUGCAAGUGACUGAUGUAUGUUGUGAAGAAGAAAAAAAAAAAA
Molecule: messenger RNA, 1403 nt
Organism: Archocentrus centrarchus (flier cichlid)
Lineage: Eukaryota; Metazoa; Chordata; Actinopteri; Cichliformes; Cichlidae
Product: chymotrypsin-like elastase family member 2A
Exons: 8
Coding region: 91-900 (269 amino acids)
Biological process (GO): proteolysis
Molecular function (GO): serine-type endopeptidase activity
Source: RefSeq, a predicted model, not a curated record